Messenger RNA from Symbiodinium natans, 1914 nucleotides. NCBI's taxonomy places the organism in Eukaryota, Dinophyceae, Suessiales, Symbiodiniaceae. The record is from the annotation of a GenBank genome assembly.
AUGGAGAUCCCCGAUGGCGCCGGCUCUCGCCUCGCGAUGUUCUCGGCGAGAUUCGACGGGGGCCAGGUUGAGCAGAAGUUUCGUGAGGUCCAGAAAAUCUUGCAAGCACACAACUACGACACGCUCAUGGUCGAGGCAGAUGCCGGAGAAGACUUCGGCAUGCUGACCAUGCAGUACCUCUCCCAGCUUGACGAGGAGCGGGGAAUUCUUCUCGCAGUGUGCACCGAGCACUACGGUGAGAUGACAAGCUCGAAGUACAGCUCGUUUUGGGAGCUGAAAUAUGCGUACGACCGCGACCUCGCGAUCAUGCCCCUGAAGGUGUCCAAGGUGUAUCCGCCCAGGCCUCCGUUCGGUGCAGACCACCCGUACGACAAGAAGGGCACCGCCCGCGGAUUUGUGAAAAGCGCCAUGCCCAGCAGCACGGUGUACAUCAACUGCCUUGACGAGCCGGGUGAGAAUCUCCUUGCAGCCCGUGACAUCGCUGCGCUGAUCGCGGCGAAGCUGCGCAAGGGCAAGGCGAACGCAACCGCAACACGGGGGACACCAGUUGAGGUUGCAGCUCCCGUGGCCAUGACCAGCCACGUCGGCUACCCAGCCCAGGCGAAGCGGCCCGUCAGAGGAAUGCGGUCAUUCCUUUGGGCAGAUUGCUGGAAGCGCUGCUUCUAUCACGCGGGCGUUGGCAGCUUCGAUGACGACACGUUGUGGAAGGAGGUCGAAAGGCAAUUCCGUGCCUCUGAGUUCAACGCGUCCUCGACAUUGAAAGCCCUGAAGAACUUCGCGCCGCCCGGGCGGCCCUACCCCGCUGAAGCGCGCCAAUUCGUCAUGCAGGAAAGCAAGAGAGUGAUGCGGUGCAAGGGUAACAUCCAGGAAGCCACAAAAGCUGCGGAACCCGGGGGCCUCGAGGAAUUGGUGAUACUGCUCCUUUUCGCCGUGGACGAGGAGCUGCACAUGCCGUUCUGCUCCCAAGUCCCCGCGGAGGCCUGGCGGCAGCUGGAGGCCGCGCGCUGGGAGAAGCUGAGGGCAGCCGACUUCUCUUGGUGCUUCCAGACAGACUCCCAAGGCGCGGCGGGGGCCGCCUUUCUCCUCGCAGCACUGGCCCGCUGCAGUGAGCUCCAGGAGCUGAACAUGGACAAGUGCACCCACGUCCCCGCGGAGGCCUGGCGGCAGCUGGAGGCCGCGCGCUGGGAGAAGCUGACAAAAGCCGACUUCGAGGGGUGCUUCCAGACAGACUCCCAAGGCGCGGGGGCCGCCUUUCUCCUCGCAGCACUGGCCCGCUGCAGUGAGCUCGAGGAGCUCAACAUGCAGUACUGCUACGAAGUCCCCGCGGAGGCCUGGCGGCAGCUGGAGGCCGCGCGCUGGGAGAAGCUGACAAAAGCCAACUUCGAUAGGUGCUUCGAAGAUGGCUCCCAAGACGCGGCGGGGGCCGCCUUUCUCCUCGCAGCACUGGCCCGCUGCAGCGAGCUCCAGGAGCUGAACAUGAACUGCACCCACGUCCCCGCGGAGGCCUGGCGGCAGCUGGAGGACGCGCGCUGGGAGAAGCUGAGGAGAGCCGACUUCUUUGGGUGCUUCUCUUUGUCCGAAUUCGCGGAGGGGGCCGCCGGUCUCCUCGCAGCACUGGCCCGCUGCAGCGAGCUCGAGGAGCUCAACAUGCAGUACUGCUACGAAGUCCCCGCGGAGGCCUGGCGGCAGCUGGAGGCCGCGCGCUGGGAGAAGCUGACAAAAGCCAACUUCGAUAGGUGCUUCUCUUUGUCCGAAUUCGCGGAGGGGGCCGCCGUUCUCCUCGCAGCACUGGCCCGCUGCAGCGAGCUUCAGGACCUGCGCAGUGCCAGCUACUUGCCAUGGAGGACCACAGCAAGCUCAACUAGCCUGAAUUCGCCAAGUCCUUCUCCUUCAUUCGGAGCGGCUGCCGUUUAG